AGUGAAAAUGACUUGUAGUUGACAAUGGAGAAGCAAAGACUUAAAGAUGUGAACCCACCCUGAUAUGGAAUCCCUCUUCUUUUUAUUGAUGUGUUUUAUGUGUGUGCUUGCUACAAAUCCAGAUUUUAAAAAAGCGAAGACCUGCUAUGUUUCGGUUGGGUAUAACAUAGACUACUUGGGUAGUGAGAACAUGACGGAGACAGGAGCAGGAUGUCUCAACUGGCAGGACACUUCCUGGGCCUCCAGAGACUUUGACGGUACGAUGGAGAACAACUUCUGUCGGAACCCCGACAAGGACAUGAAAGGGCCUUGGUGUAUAACGAGAAAUGGCAGGAGACGAUACUGCAACAUUCCCAAAUGUGCCUCAUCAGCGAUGUUUGAUGGUACGGGAAACAUAGAACACGAUCUGUAUAGUUUAAAUAGUACCAUGUCAGAAAAUAUAUCCUUCGCUUUUUACACGAAUCAGCGGGGUCAGAAUGACGCCACCCUCCUGACUGUAAACACUUGGAAGAGUGGCCAGCUGCUCGACAUUAAGAUCCAAUCUGAGAAAGGUGUCAACGACGUCAUAAAACUACAGUGGAGAUUCAGCCGAAACAAUCCACAAGUUCUGGUAACAUCUCGCCCAGAUAUGGCAGCCACUGGAGAUAUUGUCAGAGUACAAGUCAUCAGAGAAGGAAGAAAUUUAACGAUGAGAGUAAACGGAGAAGAUUAUUCAACAGUAAUCAGAGAAUCCGUAACAUCAGACGGAAUAUUUGCAGCUCCAGAGAACAUCUACAUUGGAAAGUCUCCGUACGGAACAAAUGGCUUCAGAGGGUGCAUCUCAGACUUCAACUACAACGAUGUCAGAACACUUGACAUGGCCAUGGGUUCUCGCCCUAAGCCAAAAGACGAGCGUAUAGCGAUCAGUAGAGGUGUUUGGGAGGGGUGUUUGCUGAUACCCCCCUCUGACUGGGCUCCCCCACCACUUCUACCCACUGAGAUUCCUAAUGUGGUGGACGUUAACGAAAUUACCGUUACCGUCAACGCUCGCCUCAAUGGCAACAACACGCAAAACAGUGGAACUACCACCAGCUCCUCUCUCCUCGUCCUGAUAAUCACAAUGUUUAUAUCUCUGCAGUAUGGUUAGCACGCCUCCUCUCCACUUUCUCUUUCUCACCUUACUCUGCACCCGGAGUAUUUUAAACUAUCAAACAAUUAGCAAACAAUUGCACAAUUAGGAAACUAAUUGCACAAUUAGCAACUGAUUGCACAAUUAGCAACUAAUUGCACUAGUUGUGUGAUCAUUGGCCGUGGCCAGUUUUAGUUGAUGACGCGCGUUUGACUGAGGAGCUAUAUUGAGAUGUCGUGUGCGGCUAGGUGAACCAGCCUGGCAGUCUGCCAUGCCAGCAGCCUGGCAGCUUGGCAGCCAGCUUAGGAAUAGAUGCUCAUAUCCUGGUCAUCUUAUUUACAAAUGAGAUGAAUUCUACUAAAAUAGAUUUACGUAUUUUUACUUUUUCGGUGGAACCAAAUGGCAGGUUCACAAUGGAAAUGCAAGGAGCAAUUCAUUUACUAGCAUCAGAACAUCCAUUAUACGUCCGUGGGACUGAUUUAAACUGUUCUAGAUGCUUGCAGAACAACGAGAAAAUGAUAUUAGAAUUAGGGUCUGUUAACAUUACUUAGGAAAACAUCAUACUUAUCGAUUAAUCAGAUGUUUUUAAAACCUUAGAGAAACAACAAUGUAUCCAAGUUUUUAAUGUAGUGUUUUAUUUUCUAAAAAGAAGCAAGAAUUAAGCGGACCUCAUGAAUUUCUAACUUUACUUUUGUUUUUAUAUCUUUUGACGAAUGAAUAUGCUAAUAUCAAUAAUAAGGCUAUAAUUGUAGCUCUGUAAUAGCCAUUUAAUUUAGAUAAUGUCGUAAACUUCUUAUUUGAUAAAUAUUUGAGUUAUUACAAUAACGGUAAAAUUAGCCCAGUCAGGGCUCAGUUGAUGCAUUGUUGAAUUAAUGGUUCUGUCGUCAGGGAGUUAAAACACACGUGGUUUGCCACGUUAUUACACACGUUGUUUGCCACGUGUCAGUGCACUUCCAGUAUUUUGAUUGGUCAAAUUUAAUGGAGUUGCUUGUUUUGAACUCCUGCCCGAUGCCCCAGUUACAGGACCUAUCUGUCCAUUUUCCAGUUAUUUGUUAGAUUUUGAUUUGAAAGCACGGUCAUAACGUUCUUUAACUGUUUCUUUUUUUUGGUAGACUAUAUCCAAGAUCACCCUGUCUCUAGUUUUUCAUGAUUUUUAUUUGUUA
Bolinopsis microptera is the source of this 2271-nucleotide messenger RNA. RefSeq lists its product as uncharacterized. The transcript has 11 exons. The coding region runs from base 65 to 1126 and encodes 353 amino acids. The record is from RefSeq and is a predicted model, not a curated record. NCBI's taxonomy places the organism in Eukaryota, Metazoa, Ctenophora, Tentaculata, Lobata, Bolinopsidae.